Molecule: messenger RNA, 1384 nt
Organism: Corylus avellana
Lineage: Eukaryota; Viridiplantae; Streptophyta; Magnoliopsida; Fagales; Betulaceae
Product: translocation protein-like protein
Biological process (GO): post-translational protein targeting to membrane, translocation
Cellular component (GO): endoplasmic reticulum membrane; endoplasmic reticulum
Source: RefSeq, a predicted model, not a curated record
CCAUUUGUAACGAAUGUAACGCCUCUUUACUUCGCGGCACAGACACAUAAACAGAGACCCCGAAAAAAAAACAGAGAGAAAGAGAGAAAUGAAGAAAUCGGGAGGCGCAGAGAAGAAGAGGGUACGAAGAUCUUCAGCAGCCGUACAAAAUGGCGCCAGAGAUCCCAACUCCGAUACUCCUCCUAGGAAACAAGCUGCUAAGAAGGAUGUGUUUCAGUUGUUUGCCGAGAAGGUGAGAGAUCAUAAGGAUUUGGUGUCUAGGUGGGCUGUUUUACAGGAGACACGUGUGGAGUACUUCAGAGGGAAGGAUUUUGCUAGCUUUUUGAGAAAUCACCCAGAGCUCAAAGAUAUUCUAGAAUCAGAUAGGAACCUAGAGACUGAAGAUGUUGGUAAUUCUCUGUUAAGAAAGAAUCUUUUAGUGCGCUGUGAUCGUGUGGUGAAAACUCUUCGUCCUGGGAAGAAAAAGUUGUCUACAUGGCCAGCACAUCUAGAGAUUUUCCCAGAUCAAGUAUUUUCUGAAAAUGAUGCCUUUUUUGCGUGGACAUUUGUAAAACGGAGACCACUUUGGCAGACGCUUCUCUCAUUUUUCUGGCCUGUGUUGACACUAGCAAUUUGCUUGUUUCCUGUGUAUCCCCAUCGGUGCAAGCUACUAAUACUCUACUCUUGCGCAGGAGUCUUGCUACUUAUUCUGUCACUACUUUUAUUGAGAGCAACUGCAUUUGGUGCUCUUUAUAUCGUUCUUGGAAAACGUGUUUGGUUUUUCCCUAACAUACUUGCUGAGGAAGCAACAUUGCGAGAGUUAUUCCGUUUCUGGCCCCAGAAAGAUGAGGAGGAGCGACCCAAGUGGACGACGAGGCUUUUCUAUGCGAUGGUGGCUGUGCUGGUCAUAUUGGUGCUGAGGCACCAUGCCCCUGAUGAGGCUGCUAGAGCAAGGUAUCAGAAGCGGGUCUCCAACAUAAUUGAUGAUGUUCUCGAGUGGUCUCCAAGAUUAGCCCUGUCCGGGAUGAUGGACAAGCAGCAAACUGUCGAUAACGACACAGAAGCAAACAACAGUUUUACAGAUGCGAGUAAGGCUCCAUCGGACAACGUAGGCAAGGAAACUGUUUCAGAGCAGUAUGCGGCAGAGGGAGUUGAAAACCUAGAGGGUGCUGAUCAACAUAAACAUGAUGAUCAUAUAUGAUACAAAACUAUGCAGGUGCUUAGUGAACUACAGGUUACAUUCCCUUAUUCCCUUUUUGGUUUUUGUUUUAUGAUUUUGAGUGUAAAACCUUGUAUCAAAACAAUCGCAAUAAAGCAGCUGGUUUCAAAUGUAAGUCUUUUAAUAGUAUUUAGAUAUUGAUGAUACGUUUAUACGGUGCUUUAUAUACCGAUCAGUUACUGUUAA